Molecule: messenger RNA, 4348 nt
Organism: Humulus lupulus (European hop)
Lineage: Eukaryota; Viridiplantae; Streptophyta; Magnoliopsida; Rosales; Cannabaceae
Product: phototropin-1
Exons: 23
Coding region: 830-3934 (1034 amino acids)
Biological process (GO): protein phosphorylation
Cellular component (GO): plasma membrane; cytoplasm; nucleus
Molecular function (GO): ATP binding; protein serine/threonine kinase activity
Source: RefSeq, a predicted model, not a curated record
AUCCUCGAGAGUUUGAGGUAGUGAAAAAGUGUCACGUAUCUAUCAACCUACAAUCUAACAUGAAUUGUCAAAAACACCCUCUCUAGUCUCUAGUGAUCAUGUUCUAGUUUCCCGGGACUCCCCUUGUCCUGAAAAUCGUUUUAAAACCCAAAAAUGCACUUAGGGACGUCUAGCUAAUAUAUAACACCAAAAACACAAAAUAAACCAAACACUCUGUAAAGCGACUAUUCAUGCAAUGAAAGAUAGCUUUUCUUGCUCAACCCCCAUCCUUACCCCCAAAACAUCACCCUCUAAAAUCCCAAAAAUCCAGUUCACAAAUCUGUCCCACCAAAAUAUGUUAUCACCAUCGUCGUACGUCAUAUAUAUAUAUAUACCAAAAUAUUAAUUAUGCUUACCUAUAUAUUGUUAGAUAUAUGUAAACACAAUAUUUGGAAUCUUAUAUAAGUAGUAUAGUAUAAGUGUUGAUCUCCUUGAUCAAUUAGUAGUGGUCAAUUCCAAAGUGUUUUAGCAUUAUUUAUGAAGGUGUUCAAUUAUAAGCCGCUCGUUUAGGAGCAAAUAUGUACAAUAAUAAAUUAAUAAUACAAUAAUACUUUCUUUUUUAAAAAAAAAUGAAAAUGAAUACAAUAAUACUUAUACGGUUAUAUAUAUAUAUCUACAUAUGAAAUUAUGCUUCCAAUUUGUGGAUGGACCACACCAUUGAAUCCCAUGCACCAAAAAGUAGACAUAUAUAAAAUGAUCUACGGUUUUAGAUAAAAUCCCUAUUUAUCUUCUUUUGUAGUUUAUAGUUUUAAAAUGCUUAAUUGUGAUUGGUCUUAAUGCUCGUGUAGAGAUGGAAAACUCAGAUACUUCAUCCAACUCCAAACCAGUCAAUGUACCACCAUUACCAAGAGACUCCCGGGGUUCGUUAGAGGUAUUCAAUCCAUCCAGCUUCUCCGCCGCCUCCACCCGCCCCUCCAACCCGCCGUUCCGGCCCCAAUCCUCAUGGCAGAGCUGGGAGGCUACUCCGGAACCCGACCCAGUACCCAAGCUCGCCUCCUCCAAGCCCGCCCAAGGCGACGACAUAAUUACCUCAUGGAUGGCCCUCAAGGACCCGGCGGCUCCGCCCUCACCGAAUUUACAACCUUCUCCUUCUCCUUCUCCACCGACUACGACUGCGGUAGCUCCGAUCAUCCAACGGACAUUCUCGGCCAUCCUUAAUGACAAAUCAGAGAGCUCCAAUAAGGAAGUCGGAACAGUUGCAGCACAGAGAGCCGCCGAGUGGGGCCUGGUGCUGAAGACCGACUCCGAGACCGGGAAGCCGCAGGGAGUUGCCGUGAGGACAUCCGGAGGGGAUGAGCCGGCUAACAGUAACAUAAUCAAGGGGAGCUCUCGUCGGAGCUCCAACAACUCAGUUCGGACCUCCGGUGAAUCUUCCGACGACGGAGGAGCCGGCGGGAAGGAGAGAGGUUUCCCGAGAGUGUCUGAGGAUCUAAAGGACGCGCUCUCGGCGUUUCAGCAAACUUUCGUGGUCUCGGAUGCUACCAAACCCGAUUACCCGAUUCUGUAUGCGAGUGCCGGGUUCUUCAAGAUGACGGGUUACACUUCCAAAGAGGUUAUUGGCAGAAACUGCCGGUUCUUACAAGGGUCGGGUACUGACCCGGAAGAGUUGGCAAAGAUUAGAGAAUCAUUGCAAGCAGGAUCCAGUUAUUGUGGGCGGCUGUUGAAUUACAAGAAAGACGGGACCCCAUUUUGGAAUUUAUUGACGAUUGCACCCAUUAAGGAUGAGACUGGCAAAAUUCUCAAAUUUAUUGGGAUGCAAGUCGAAGUGAGUAAGCAUACAGAGGGGUCCAAGGAGAAAACAGUCCGUCCAAAUGGAUUACCAGAAUCUUUGAUUCGUUACGAUGCUCGUCAGAAAGAUAUGGCAAGCAGCUCAGUUAGCGAGCUAGUACAAGCAGUGAAGAGACCGCGAGCACUCAGCGAAUCGAUGAACCGUCCCUUCAGAAGAAAAUCUGGAGGAGGUAUUAAAGAACAGGAAAAAACAGAUCCCCAAGCUUUGUCAAGAAGAAAGUCAGAGAGUGUAGCUCCACCAAGGAGGAAUUCACAUGGUGGCUCUAGAAUAAUGAUGCAGCGCAUCAGCGAACUCCCUGAAAAGAAGCAGAAAAAAUCUAACCGCCGCUCUUUCAUGGGGAGGCUUAUUAGGAAGAGUCAAUCUGAUAAUGACAAUCUUGAGGAUGAUAAUAUUGUUGUGGUGGAUAAUGUUGAGAGUGAUGAGGAUGAUGAUGAUGAUGAUGAUGAGGAUACAGAUGGGCCUUUGGAUGUUGAAGUAAAGAAAAGGCAGAAGGAAAUGAGAAAGGGUAUUGAUCUUGCUACCACCCUCGAACGUAUAGAGAAAAACUUUGUCAUUACUGAUCCAAGGCUGCCUGAUAAUCCCAUUAUUUUCGCUUCUGAUAGCUUCUUGGAGCUUACAGAGUACAGCAGAGAAGAAAUCUUGGGAAGAAAUUGCAGGUUUUUACAAGGACCUGAAACCGAUCCGGCAACAGUGAGAAAAAUAAGAGACGCAAUUGACAACCAAAAAGAUGUUACUGUGCAACUCAUUAACUAUACCAAAACUGGCAAAAAGUUCUGGAACCUGUUCCAUCUGCAGCCUAUGCGUGAUCAGAAGGGAGAAGUACAGUAUUUUAUUGGAGUGCAACUAGAUGGUAGUCAGCAUGUUGAGCCGCUUCGAAACUGUAUUCCAGAACAAACUGCAGAAGAGGGCGAAAAACUGAUCAAAGAAACUGCAGAAAAUGUUGAUGAUGCAGUGAGAGAACUUCCAGAUGCCAACAUGAAACCUGAAGAUCUAUGGCUAAACCACUCAAAGUUGGUUCAACCAAAGCCUCAUAGAAAAGAUAGUCCUUCGUGGCAAGCUUUCCAAAAGAUUCUAGGUGAAGGAGAGCAGAUAGGAUUGAAGCAUUUUAAGCCUAUAAAGCCCUUGGGAUCUGGUGAUACUGGCAGUGUUCAUUUGGUAGAAUUGUGUGGAACUGGUCAGUUUUUUGCCAUGAAAGCUAUGGAUAAGGGUGUUAUGCUUAACCGUAACAAGGUGCAUAGAGCUUGUGCAGAGAGAGAAAUUCUUGACAUGUUGGAUCACCCUUUUCUUCCAGCAUUAUAUGCUUCAUUUCAGACCAAAACUCAUAUUUGUCUGAUAACUGACUAUUGCCCCGGAGGAGAACUCUUCAUGCUUUUGGAUAGGCAACCCACAAAGGUCAUUAAAGAAGAUGCUGUCAGAUUUUAUGCUGCUGAAGUAAUAAUUGCCUUGGAGUACCUACACUGCCAAGGGAUAAUCUACAGGGAUUUGAAGCCUGAAAAUGUUCUAAUCCAGGGUAGUGGACAUGUUGCCCUGACUGAUUUCGAUUUGUCCUGUUUGACAUCUUGCAAACCGCAGCUCUUAGUUCAAGAAACAUCUGAUAAGAAAAAGUCACAUAAAAAUCAACAAAAGCCAAUCUUCAUGGCCGAACCAAUGCGAGCAUCAAAUUCCUUUGUUGGCACUGAAGAAUACAUAGCUCCGGAAAUUAUAACUGGGGCUGGUCAUACGAGUGCAGUUGACUGGUGGGCUCUAGGCAUUCUUCUAUAUGAAAUGCUUUAUGGAUACACACCAUUCAGAGGAAAGACAAGACAAAAGACCUUCGCCAAUAUUCUUCACAAAGAUCUCAAAUUCCCAGGCAGUAUACCGGUAAGUCUGCAAGCAAAACAAUUGAUGUACAGGUUGCUGCAUAGAGAUCCCAAGAACAGAUUGGGUUCAAGGGAAGGUGCUAAUGAAAUUAAACGACAUCCUUUCUUCCGGGGUAUCAACUGGGCUCUAGUUCGCUGCAUGAACCCUCCAAAGCUUGAGGCUCCUCUCUUCGAGACCACUGAAACUGAAAAGGGAGAGAAAGUAGUGGAUCCUCAGUUAGAGGAUCUACAAAACAAUGUUUUUUAAUGGGUGAUUGAGCAGGUUUAAUUGGCAGGAGCUGCAUUUGUUGGAAAAUCAAAAUAAGAUGAUGCUCCUCUUUUUUGGAUUCUUCUUUGUUAAUAAGGGACAUGCAGUAAAUCAUGUAAUUUGGUUUGAGUACUAGGAAUUUGAGUAAAUCAUGUAAUUUGGUUUGAGUACUAGUAAAUCAUGUAAUUUGGUUUGUUAAUAAGGGACAUGCAGUAAAUCAUGUAACUUGGUUUAUUUUUCUUUGCUAAGCAUGUAGGUGGAAGCUUUUUAUUAGUUUGUACUAGGAAAUUGAGGCUAAUCUUUUUUGUCUUUAAUGACCGCCACCAAGUUUGUUUUGUAAUCUGUAUUAUUUUGUUGCAACUUUGGAAAUUUAUUUAUAUUAAUAUGGUAUCUGCUCGAGUGUGGGGUUUGUUU